Staurois parvus is the source of this 330-nucleotide messenger RNA. Lineage: Eukaryota; Metazoa; Chordata; Amphibia; Anura; Ranidae. The record is from the annotation of a GenBank genome assembly.
CUGAAAGCUGAAAAUUUCCCUAGACUGGAAGGGGGGGAAAAGUGUCCGGACAGGAAGGGGGUGAAAGUGUCCGGACUGGAAGGGGGGGAAAGUGUCCGGACUGGAAGGGGUGAAAGUGUCCGGACUGGAAAGGGGGAAAGUGUCUGGACUGGAAGGGGGGGAAAGUGUCCGGACUGGAAAGGGGGAAAGUGUCUGGACUGGAAGGGGGGGAAAGUGUCCGGACUGGAAGGGGGGGAAAGUGUCUGGACUGGAAGGGGGGGAAAGUGUCCGGACAGGAAGUGGUUAGCAUUGUCAGGCUGGGGGGGAGGGGAGCGUUAGAUGGACUAGCAG